Molecule: messenger RNA, 10249 nt
Organism: Brassica rapa (field mustard)
Lineage: Eukaryota; Viridiplantae; Streptophyta; Magnoliopsida; Brassicales; Brassicaceae
Product: protein CUP-SHAPED COTYLEDON 2
Biological process (GO): regulation of DNA-templated transcription
Molecular function (GO): DNA binding
Source: RefSeq, a predicted model, not a curated record
AAUUUAUCUAUAAUUAAAAAAUAAUAUUUUUUUUAUUUAUAAUUUUUCAAAUUUAUUGCUCUAUCAAUAUGAACAGAAUUACAUUUACAAAAAAAAUCAUGACGGUAGAAAGAAUAGAUUUAAAUGUGAAAGUAGAAAGUCGUGAAAAAACGGAUACCAAUCCUUCUAUCCUAUAAGCUCAAACCACCUUUGGAGCAAUCCUGCAUUAUGGUGUCGAUGACUGUAUCCGAGAGACACAAUUAUAUUCUGCAUUUUCUUAUCUAUAAUUUUUUGAAGCUGAGUCGUAGACGUCUAACUCAUCUCAGGCCUUCUUGCAUUUCUUUUUCUCCAAACAUGAUAAAUGGUCGUUUGAAAAAUCAUCCUAAUCAGUAGUCAAGCCGUUGAAGUAUGUUCCCGUUAACCAUAUUAAGCGUUUGAAUCCAGUCAGGGUUCGUUCUCCCUCCAAAGAACCCCUCAACAAUUCUUCCCAGACCGUAAAUGAUUAUGAAAAAGCAAAAAUAAGGUGAUCUCCUGUCUCAUCCCUCUCUCCACACAGCCCACAACCAUGUAUGUUAGUAAAUCCCUCAUUCUUCUUCUUAUCUCAUGUGAAAAGUCUAUUCAAUACUUCUAACCAUGUGAUGAAUGCAUAAUUUGGCACUCCUUCCGAGAACCAAACUACAUUACACCACUGAACUUUAUCCCUUCGAGGCAUAAUUUACUUCCAUGUGGUUGCAGCACAGAACCAAGUUUUGCAUUUGGAACCGGUUCUACAAGAAUUUGGUUACAAAAAGUUUGAAAACGCCUAGUGCGUAUACCUCUCAAAUACCUUCUAUCCGGAGUAACAACUACAGUAACUAAAGCCUUGCGAAGGAGACUGAGAUAGGUUGUCCCAGCAGCCCCCGGACAAUCUCCUAAGAGUAUCUCCAAUGUAUAUCUUUAUAUUUUCCUCUAAAAUAGAGAUAUCUAUUAUAGAGGUGGAUUUGCUCCAAUGUAUGCCUCUAUAAUAUAGUUCCUUUAUUUUAUAGGAAAAUAUAGAGGAAUCAUACUUUUUACCUUUAUAUUUAGAGAUGAAAAUAGUAAAUCUCUAUAUUUUCCCCUAUAAAUAGAGAAACUCUAUUAUAGAGGCAUACAUUGGAGCAAAUCCACCUCUAUAAUAGAGUUUUUCUAUUGUAGAGAAAAAUAUAGAGAUAAAAAUAGAGGUAGGUUGGAGAUGAUCUAAGCCCUCUUCUUCUUUAGGAUAACACAAAUCUUUCAAAGUUAUUUUUGGUUUGUGAGUUUGUGUUGGUGAUCCUGGUAAAAAAAACACACUACGCAUUUUCUCUAUUGUAUCAAAGCACAAAGCACUUGAUGAGUAUAACGUACAGAUACAGCGACAUAGAGCAUCCAUGUAUAAUAUUUCGGACGCUGGUGAAGAAACUUUCAAAGCUACCAUUGACAGACACAAAAAAUAUAUUAUUUUAAUAUUAAUUGUGAUGUACACUAUUAUAAUAUCACAAAACAUAAAAUUUAGUGAGAUAGUUUUACUUUUUAAUAUUUUAUUUGAUAUUAAAAUUAUAAUAAAUUUGGUGUUUCAUAGAACUUGGUCUAUGUACUUGUAUGACGAAAAGUUGUUCUGAAUAUAUUAAAAUGUUAUCUUAUCAAUCUUUAGAAGCAAAAUUAAACAAUAAAAAAAACUUGUGCGAACAAUCAACUUGAAUUACGCUAAAUAGAUGUUUCAAAAUAUACGAAAAAUAAUAGUACUAUAGAACUCGGCUGAGCAUUUCAUUUUACGACCUUUGUCUUUUAUUUUAGACAAUUAGCUAGCACUUUGUCUUUUUUUUUUAACCAGUCUUUUAUUUUAUAUAUACUUACAAUUUAUAUAUACUUACAAUUGUAAUGCUGUUUAAUUUGGUUUAUUUUCUCCUAGUAUUUAAGGGAUGAGAGGAUCUUGUUAAUUAGAUUUACUUACUGUCAUUUGCUGAUAUGUCUAAACAGAUAGAUAGACCUACAUUACUACAGUAAUAAAUAUUAGGGAAACAGUAGUAGCAGUUGUAACAGUCUUACGGAGUGAUUAGUCACGGCUGUAGAUGCUCUAGACACUAAAGCCAUAUAUGUCGACUAAUCAAGUUUUUAUUUCUUUAAAAAUUUCACAGCAAAAAUAUCUCUACAAAAUUAAAAUAUAGCUGUAGAGAGUUUUAUUUCCAGAGCAAAAAGAUAGUGCUUUACAAAACUACAAUAAAAUAAUCUACAUCAAAUAAAUAUAUGGCUUAAAUUCUACAUCCAAAAACAUAAAGCUACGGUUCAUUACAAUCACUGCCUUAACAUUAACAUGUCUCUGAUAAUCAUUUUAAAGUAUACUUAUUACACACUUUAUUUGGUGUUUUGGUGUUUUAUAGGAGUUGGUCUAUGUACUUAUACGACGAAAAGUUAUUAAGAAUAUAUUAAAAUGCUAUCUUACCAAUUUUUUGAAGCAAAAUUAAACAAUAUAAAAGUUCAAAAAGAAGAAGUAUACUUAUUACUUUUAUUACACAAACUCGAAACCACGAAUAGAUGGUAGUAAAAAAAUAAAUAAAUAUAGUCAAAGAAACGAAAUUUUAUCAUGUUUAGCUGACUUUUUUACGUCUGAUAAAAAUGUUUGUUCAACAUUUGUCUUUUUUUUUGAUAAGUAUGUUAAUUAUCAUUAAAAUGAAACAGUCGUAGAUUAAGAUCUACAUCACACUAGACAGUAUGCUUGAACCAUAUUUGCAUUAGCCCACCGAAGUUGCUGCGAUUCUUCCUUGCUAGGAUUAAUUGUAUUCCUGAGGAGUCUGUCAAUAUCAUUGCAGAGCCUGGCCGGAGUGGAAGAGAUGCCUUGAUGAAGACGGUUGUUGCGCUCGAUCUAAAUACUGUAUAUGGUGGCCUGAGCUGCAAGGCGUCUAAGUGUGAGAAGGCUCGUUGUGUCUCUAGCGUGGAGCCAAGCAAUAAAAUCGGACCAGGUAUGGAAGUAGAAGGGUCUAUAUCCGAGGCGCCUAGUGAUGAUGUACUACUCGCUAAAUGAGCACCUAAGGAGGAGGUGGUCUCUGUUUUCAUCAUAAAGAUUACAAAGCAAACAAGUUUUGACAAUGUUUAUAUCCCAAGCAGCUAAUCAACAUCGGGUUGGUAAUCUAUCAUGGUUCGCCACCCACAUAUUGAAGGCAUGCUUGGGAAUGUGUCCACUGAACCAGAUAGUAGAUUCCCAAUCUACUUUAGUGCCACGACAUCUCAUACAGUCCCAGGUUUCAACAUUUGUCUUGCAUCCACGCGUUUGUACCGGUCGAUGGUGAAGCUUGAAUAGGCUCACUAUUUGGUUUGAGCCCAACUCUCUUUAUCAAAUCUUGUCUUUAACGUGGAAAUGUACAAACCAUUGCCACUUUCUUAGAACCUUAUCUUGUGUUGGGAAUUUCCCUUCUUUUUUUCUUAAUGAUCAAAACUUCUGUCAUUACAGGUUUCGCAUAUAAGAAAAAACAACUAUAUGAGUAUUAGUUAUGACAAUCAACUGAAAUUGUGAUGUAUUGAUUACUACCAAAAUUUUAAAAGAAUUAUAUUUUUUUUUAAAGAACAGGUCGCAGCAAUAUUUGAUUUUGUAUAACCUUGUAUAUAAGUCUGUAACUGUUUGAUUCAAUUAUUGUUCAAUCUUAAAUCAUAAAUCAAUAGCAAUGACAAAAUUCAUAGAAAAAUAAUUAUUUGGAAAUUACAUUUAUGCUGCAAACAUAAAACUUGAAAGUUGAAGCCAAUAAAAUAACAAAAACCCCAUCAGAAGAAAAAAAAGAAAAUGAAUUUCAGUUACAAAAAAAGAAAAUAAGACGAAAGAAAAUGAAAAUGAAACAAAACCAAGAUGAAAAAGAAAAGAGAUAGAGAGAGAGGUGAAAGGUAGAGAAGGUGGUGGCGUGUAGUAACAAAGUCUCUGUCAAUUUUUUUGAUAAAUUAAUCAUAUACUCUGCUGACACUCCAAGAUUUGAAACAGCCUUAUCGAUACUUUUUCUAAAAAGAUAAAAUGGGGACUCUUCGUUUUCCAAAUAAGUACUGUAUACGUACUAAUAAUGUAUCACUUACUAUAAUACUAUUGUUUAGAUUAGUUGUACAAUAAAUAAUAUUGUAACCCAAACGCGUAAUAUACUAAACAGAAUAAACAAGAUCGUAGACAAAAAUAAACGACUGCUAAAUAAAAAGAUACAAUCUGCAUCCUCUCUUAUAUUUUUAUCACUGACAGAGAAUACCACUGCACUUUUUCUCAUGCACGCACGCAUACUCAGACAACAACAAGAGCCCAUUCAUUGUUUCUUUAAUAAUUUAAUGACAGAAAUACGGAUGCUGCAUGAUUAAUUUGUAUUUUAAUUCGGUCGAUAGAAAAAUCUCGAGUGUAUAAAAGAAAAUAUAUCGGCAAACUAAAAAAUAUGAUGUAAUAAUCUGCUUUGGCUUUAAUCUCUGUACUACAAGACAAGGCAGGGAAAAACCACAGAUUCCUAUGAAAGAGUAGACGUACCUGUCUGUUUAUUAUAAUUAUUAUCUCUACGACUUUUAUUUACUUUCAAUACAAAAAAACUCCAUCUAUAUCGCCGUUUUUGAUUUAUCAAAUCCCUAUGUAUACAAAAUAAAUAUAAUAAUACAAAAUAAAAGGAAAAUAAAAUAUCCAUCCACGUUACCAUAUCAAAAGUCCCUUACUCAAGAACCCUCCAUUCUAUUUAUAUGUGUGUAUCUCUUCAGAAACAUUUGGAGUCUCCUUAGGGUUUCAUUAAAAGUGUAAGAUCUUUCCUUCAUGGACAUUCCGUACUACCACUAUGACCACGGAGGAGACAGCCAAUAUCUUCCUCCGGGUUUCAGGUUUCAUCCGACAGAUGAAGAGCUCAUCACUCAUUACCUCCUCCGUAAGGUCAUCGAGGGCUGUUUCUCAAGCCGUGCCAUCGCAGAGGUUGAUCUUAACAAGAGCGAGCCUUGGCAACUUCCCGGGAAAGCUAAGAUGGGAGAGAAAGAAUGGUAUUUUUUUAGCCUCCGUGACCGGAAAUAUCCGACGGGACUGAGAACGAAUAGAGCAACGGAGGCUGGUUACUGGAAAGCUACCGGAAAAGAUAGAGAGAUUUAUAGUUCAAAGACUUGUGCACUUGUUGGGAUGAAGAAGACUCUUGUCUUCUACAAAGGACGAGCUCCUAAAGGAGAGAAGAGCAGUUGGGUUAUGCAUGAAUAUCGUCUUGAAGGCAAAUUCUCUUACCAUUUCAUCUCCAGAAGCUCCAAGGACGAAUGGGUGAUCUCUAGGGUUUUCAAGAAACCCGGGUUAGCUAAUACCGGAGGCUCAGCAGAAGCAAGUAUUAGCGUUAGCAAUGGUACUGGUACAUCUAAAAAGACAAAAAUACCCUCGAACAUCUCCACAAACUACCGUGAACAACCAAGCUCUCCUUCCUCCGUCUCACUUCCUCCUCUCCUUGACCCCACCACAACCCUCGGCUACACCGACAGCAGCUGGUCCUACGACAGCCGUAGCACCAACACACCCGUCAUAACCACCGCAAUAACCGAGCACGUGUCCUGUUUCUCCACUGCCACUACUACAACUGCCUUGGGCUUAGAUGUUGACGUCGACUCAUUCAACCAUCUUCUACCGCCUGUGCCGCCGGGGUUUGACCCUUUUCCUCGCUUUGUCUCGAGAAACGUCUCGUCUCUAUCUAACUUUAGGUCGUUCCAAGAGAACUUCAAUCACUUUCCUUACUAUGGGUCGUCUUCUGCAUCCACCAUGACCACACCCGUUAACCUGCCUUCUUCCCACGGUGGCACCGGGAUGAACUACUGGCUACAGACGACGGCGGAAGAGAACGAGACAAAGGCCGGUCUGCUUAACGGUGGACUUGAUUGCGUAUGGAAUUACUAGUCACGGAAAGAGGCGUUCACUAAUAAUUGUGUUCCCGUUAGGGUUUCUUAUGUUUAAAUUUCUAGGAUGGUUAUGAUAUUUCUAAGUGUGUCGAGGAGCUUAAUAACUCCCCUAGCUUGUUGUGUUUGUUUAAUUAUGUAGUUUUGUGUAUCCGACCGUGUUAGUUUAAGGUGCUCAAGAAAGUGUUUUGUGGACUAUUUAACGUGUGUUUAUCGUCGUUAUGUAUUAAUGUUUAUGGUUAUGUUGAUUAAUUUUGAGUUUUCACAAAUUUGCUAUUUCCGUUGAAAUUUGACAGUGAAUGCGUUGUGUCACUCGUAUAUAACCCGACAUAAUGGAUUUAUUUUAUCAGUCCCCUUUCUGUACAUUAGUUUUCGUCAUGAAGUGCUAUGGCAGAUUUGUUAUGGGCGGUUAUGCAUAGGUUUUCAGAUAAAAAUUUCCGAAUCUUAAUACGAAGAAUAAUAGUCGCCAAAUUAGAUGAUUGCUAUAAUUAGCUAACGUAUGUGGCUAGUAAUUUGUGCAAUUAAAGAUGCUCGAAUGUGACACGUGCACGUAGACUUGUUCGUUCUAGCUAAUGUUAACUUAUAUAAGGAAGGAAAAAAAACGUUAUAAGGAAGGCGCGCUGCUAAACAUAUAAAUAUGACUUUGUGUCGGUUGAUGAUCUCUCUUAAACAAUGUUUCAAAUUUUUAAACUAAGUGCAUAAGUACUUAUGUACUUGUAAAUCCAGUGGUUCAAUCAGUCUAUCAAUCAAAACUGAAAUCAGUUUCAAUUGGCUUUUUUCUUUCUUUCUAAGAGUAUUUCCAACUCAAUACUUGUUUUAAGAAGAACAAACCCUCAAAAUAAAGAUUUAAGGAUUGAUUACUUCAACCACGAAUCCUCAAAAAAAAAUUCUUAAAAUUUUAGUUCUUUACGUUAUAGUCUUUAAGGAUAUUAACAAAAUUUGUUAAUAAUGAUAAAUUUCACAAAUACAUAUAAAAUAUACAUUUCAUAUUUUAUACAACACACACUAUUAAAAUAUUAUAUAAUAAAAUAUAAUAUAAAUUACAUAUAUAAUAAAACAACACACAUGCAUAUUUUUUUUAGAAAGUUAUAUGCAUAUAAAAUACCUACUACUCAAGCAUAUUUCCGUAUUUUUAUUUUUAUUUUGUAUUUUAUUUACAUAUAGAAUGUAUUUUAUUUUAUGUGAGUUUUAUUUAAUGUAUUUUCUAUUGUGUGAACUUUAUUUUAAUGUUAUGUAAUAUUUAUCAUAUUAUUUUUUAUUUUGAUGUACUUAAGUUAUUAUAAAUUAAGCUUAGUAUAUAUAUUUGUGAAAAGAAAAAAAUACAAGGACAAAAAUGAAAUAAAAAUAGUUUUGAGGUUGCGUUGAAACUGAGCAAAACCUUGAAAUUUAAAGAUUUGAAGUUAGGUUGGAGAUGCUCUAAGGACUGAGGACAACAAUUUGGGGAUCGACUUGUUUAAUAUAACAUGCAUGCAAAUGUUAACUUCUUUCAAUAAUGUAAAACUUAAGUUGGAACACUCCCAUGCAUUGUUUAGCCAUUAGUUUAUUAAAUAAUCACAGAGAAGAACAAGUUGUUAAUUUGCUAUCAAGAAUUUUGAAACGGAGAUGAUGACUUUGAUGCGCAUGCUGACGAACGGACCACUCUCAAGUUCAGGUCUUGUACAACAGUCCACCUCACUUUCAGAAGGAUGGCUUUCAUGUUUCUAUUUUUAGAAAGAGACAUAAUUAAUAACCUCUCUCUGUUUAUUACCAUUAUGCGUUUCCAUUUCACGUGUGUGUCGUAUAAACAUAUAUUGUAUAUGUAUGUGUUUAACACCGUAGCACCACCACCAUCAUGAUUACCAUCGUCAAUUAUUGCUCUUGUUGCAUCACCAACCUAUGCUACCUAGUCCUAAGACAAAUUCGUGGUCACAUACUCACAUUUACGUCUCGCUAAAUGGCAAAUUUUCAUGAUGCCAAUAGGUAUACAUACGCAUGCUUAUUAUUUUGAGCUUCCUUUGGUUACAUUUGUAAAAAAAAAGUUGUUUGAUAGAAAAAAUAAUUUCUGGCAGAAUAUUUGUCAAUACGUCUCCAUAAAAAUAAAAGAAUAAAGGAAACUGAUCUUGGCUGGAUAAAAUUGACCAAAAUAAUGUAAGAUGAAAAUCAGCUAGUUUACUAAUUUUAUCUCGUAACUACAUAAUGUACUAUAAUUUUAAAGAGUCCAGAAAUUCAACUGCCCGACUAUUUUCACUGUUAAACGAUACAGUUAAUCUUUUUAUUCUGAACAUGGCUAUUAAUUUUAAUUUUAACUUUGCUUUUUUUAAAAGACAUCUGACUUUGUUCUCAUAUCGCCCACACCAAUUACAAUUGAGUAGUUACUAUGAGAUCAAAUGCUGAGUUUUUUUCGAGAAGAACAAAAAAAACACACACACACACACAAGCCUUUAUGGCAAUUGACUUAUAAUCCCAAAAUUUUCACCAAAAUUUGUAAAAUAAAUCAAUCCGUACGAUUUAAUACAUGUCAACAUAAUAUUUCAGUCUCUGGGAAUUUUAGUCGUUGCAGUGGAAGCCAACUAAUCCAAUUUUGAACCAUACCGUUGUAUUUGAAGGACGGAUAACAAUAUUAAAAGAGUUUGCAGCGGACAAACCAGUUGCUUCUUCUUGUUUUUUGUACGUACGAUUACAAACCAAAAUUAUAACUAGUGAAAAUGGUAUUCUCUGCAAGUUAAUUAGUUGAUCCCAUUCGAUGCAAUCGUUCACAUUCUAACUCAAUAAUUUGGAAAAACCCAUCAGAUACUUAUAAUCUUAAUGUAUUUAAAGCCUUGGUGUUAUGUAAUAUACGCUUUGAAGUGACUACAAAAAGCCAAUAAAUAUAUAAGUAUAUUGAAUUGCCAUUUUGCACCGAUAAACAACGAAUCUCUCAUAGAUAUGUAUCAAAGUCAUGUUUUUUUUAAUAUUAUCAAUAUGAUCAUGUUUGUUUUAGUGCAAUGAUAUAUAUGGUAUCUGCAUACAUAUACAGAAAUACUGCUUUAGCUAGAUAAAGAGGUAAAUAUAAGGGUUAUUUUGUCGGACUAAAACUAGUUUUAAGUAUUUGUAAUCUUCCCACCAAGAAUAUUCUCCAAAUUUCUAUUUAUAUCGAGAAAUAAUUACAAGAACCCUAGUUAUCAAAUAUAAGUACAUGCCAAUAUGCAUGUUUUGCAGCAAAUGACAAAACCUGUGAGGGGACAAAUAUCAAAAAACAACAUCAAACUCCGACGGUGAUGAUGGGUCCUUAUGUGGUCGUGGUCCCAAAAAAUCGGAUGCUCCAUGUGCCAAGUGGCGGAUGCAUACCCGCUGAUUGAUUUGGCCGGCGAAGUAACGGGGUCACGUGAUACGAGCAUUCAUGCAGUGUGUGUAUACGUACUAAUGAGUGGAGAGAGUGAACGUGGUGCAUGGAAAUGGCAAUCCACGCUUCUACGCGAUCGGAACUUGGUCUUGGACGAUAUAGCAUUCACGUAUUUAAAGUUUCAGGGUAAAAAUGAGAAAAGAAAGAAAAUGAAUCGAGAGAAAUUUAAAGUUGGAAGAGAAAUAAAUCAAAUUAUUUUAACAAAGAAAACAAAUCGACAUUGUUAUAGUUAAAAAAAGCUAGGGUUUGGACGCUUUCGGGAAGAAAGACAGCUGUGUAUGGGCAUAGGGAUAUGGGUCUUGAUGAAUGCGGCCUGAUCAUGUAUAUUUAUGCAUAUACUUGUUUCAUGUAGUACUUGGAUGAUUGCAGUAAUACUGGUGCAAUUUUCUCAAAAAAGUAAAUACUGUAUCACUAAUUUUUAAGUUUUACUGCUUUUAGAAUUAGGUUAUUGCUUUUAGAACUAGGUUUAUCAAUAAAAUUAUGGUCAUAUUAUAAACCAUUUUAUAUUUUAUACCAUUUUAUAUGUAUGUUGAUUUCAUUAAAAGAAAGGAGAGAGUUUGAAUGGAUUUCAAAAAUGCAUGAGGUUAACCAGCCAUGAGACUAUAGUUGACCCUUGCCAAAAUAAAAGUUGUAUUAGGCGUCUAUUCUAUGAGAGAGAUGAUUAAGACCAAGAGAGCCAAAAUAGUACUGAUCGCUGGAGUCCUUCAUGUUCUGCGUUGUUAAGAUUGUAUCCCUUUUUUUAAUACCACGAAGUUUGAGGCUGAAAUUUGUAAUUUCUCUAGACCCAAGAACAUAUCAUGUAAUAUUAGUUUCGUCUCCUCUCAUCGGUCAUUGGAACCGAGAAUCUCUGCCACAAUGGCCAAUAUUUUUUCAUGUUGAACUAACAACCUAUAGUAACGGGGAAUUAAGUUCAAGGAAGCCAUAUAAUUUUCAUAAAAGGAAACUAAAUUAAAGGCUGUGUCCCAUUUUGCAAAUGAAACAAUCUAGUUUCUAUGAUAAAUCAUUUCUCUCUCCUAUUUUUUCUCAACCUAUUUUUUUUUGUAGCGAGCUAUU